AUGGAAAUGCCGGACUCUUCAACUUGGGAGACUUUAGCUAUAGUAUAUCUUCAUCAGGUCGAAAGGAUUCGCCUCCGUUUUCAGGUGCUUCGACAAAUGCGGCUUGCGUGGCAAAACGAAAUGGCAGCACCAUGCUUGCUGCCUCAUCGAUAUGAUAUUAUUGAAUGUCUUGUUGAUCAGAUUGAAGGAAUGGAAGAGAAUUUGACUCGGAGAACAGAAAAGGUGAGUUUCCGAGUAUCGGCCCAUCGUCUUGAGUUACAUCGGCUUACGUAUAUAACUAAUGACUACAUGAGACGCCGUCUGCAGAAAAUUGAGAGGAAUCCAAGGCGCGCGUUACGGGAGCACUUCUGGAGACAAACUGAAGGUCUCUCUGUCCUUCUGUCAAACCAGGAAAGGUUGUUUGCUGAACGAUAUGCCAAAGCGGAGACAAGGCUAAUGGGAAAAGUUUGUCUUGGUAAGUGCUGUGUAUAUGCGGAAGUCCUAAAGGAUAAUGUCGAAUCAGCAAUCGUACCAGAUUAUCAGGAUAAAACUGCUGAAAUAGUGGUUGAACUGGAGAAAGGGACCGUCCAUCUUCUACCAUAUCAAUCUGUUCAGCAACAAGUCGAGCAGGGCAGCGUCCGUUUGUUAUAG
Messenger RNA from Angiostrongylus costaricensis, 630 nucleotides. The record is from the annotation of a GenBank genome assembly. Lineage: Eukaryota; Metazoa; Nematoda; Chromadorea; Rhabditida; Metastrongylidae.